Molecule: messenger RNA, 894 nt
Organism: Leptopilina heterotoma
Lineage: Eukaryota; Metazoa; Arthropoda; Insecta; Hymenoptera; Figitidae
Exons: 3
Coding region: 1-894 (297 amino acids)
Molecular function (GO): nucleic acid binding; 3'-5' exonuclease activity
Source: RefSeq, a predicted model, not a curated record
AUGAUAUGGGCUGGUGUACAAGAGGUUCUGGGCGUCAAAAAUUACGAACAUUCUACAAUCAUCGGUGGUUUGAAAAGCCUUGUUCUCUUUGACGAAUUGAAAGAAAUUUUCAACAAGCUUGCCAACAAUGCUGACACAUUUGCAGCUGGUGCAUCAACGCAGUCUAAUGAAAGUCUCAAUAAUAUUUUGCCUAAAAAAGCUCCCAAAGGUACUUUAUAUGGUACUUCAGAAUCGUACGAUUUUCAAGCAGCCAGUGCUGUUGGGCAGAAGAAUGUCGGAAAACAAUAUGUCCAGAAUGUUUUGCUGAACCGACACAAAUUGAAGAAACAAAGAUUGCAACUGAAGUAUCAAAAAGAAGCAAAAGAAGGCGAUACAUAUGUAAGCGACAUCGGAUUGUUCGAAAUGCCCGCUGUUCCUUCUAGUAAUUUAAAUUGUCCCACGAAUAGUAAUAGUUCAAUCUCAACUUCUUUCGAAAUAGUUUUUUUCGAUUUGGAAACAGGAGGAUUUAGUAUGACGGAUGAUAUCUUACAAAUUGCCAUGAAAUGUAAUUCUACAGAGUUUAAUAAGUACAAUGAUCCAUCGAAACGCAUACAACCUAAAGCAUCUGAAGUGCAUGGUCUGAUUUAUGAAAGUGGCGAAUUACGUCUCCAUGGAGUUAGAGUUUCAUCGUCACCACUAAAAGUUGUUUUUCAAGAAUUACUGCAGUACUUAAAAGGUUUUGGAAAUAAAUGUGUUUUAGUUGCACAUAACUCCAAAUUUGAUGCUCUACGUCUUUUAAAGAAAAUAGAAGAACUUUCUAUUUUACCUCAAUUUAGUGCAGUUGUUUUUGGAUUUUCUGACACUCUUCCAUUGUUUAGAAAAAAAUUUUGGAUAGAAAAUCAAAAGGACAAUUGA